UGGCGUGACUGGCGUGAAUAUUAUUGAAAUCUCAAUUAAAAUAUUUGCAUAAAAAGCCAACAAAAAGCAUCCCAAAAUAUAAAGGAUAAAGAAUAUUACUCACUGACCACACACUAAUCAAGAAUAAUACACUUUUAUGCCGAUAUUGGAAUAUUGGAAAUAGUUGAUUGGCAAUCUUUCAUAUGAUGAAGUAAUUUUUAUGUUGAGAUUAUUUCCCCAAAAAUCCUGUUUCUGGAAAAAUGCCCACUAUAAAAUUAUCAGCAGGUAACAUUAUAGAGGACGCAAGUGAUAAUGAAGUUUCUGGUAAUGAAUCUGAACGUUCAAACUCCAGCCGCGAAAACGAUGGGGCCCACGAUUCUACUGGAGAUGAACCAGACUCAGAUGAUAGUUCUGAAAUGGAUGAAAGUGAGUGUGAUUCGAGGCGGAAUACACUAUUACAACAUGUUCAAGACUUGGAGAGUCAAUUUGGACAGCUGAGAGAACAGUUGUAUAGAGAAAGGAUGUCUCAGGUUGAAAUUCAACUAGCAGAAGUGAAAACUGGAAAAUCCAAAGAUUACCUUGUAGCAUUAUCUGAACUGCAAGAAAAUAUGAGAGUGAGAAUUGAGGUAGCUGGAAUUCUCAGACAACUCAAACUUCAGAAUAUUGCUAAUCAACAAGAAGCUGAAGAACAAGCAGCUUCACAGAAUUUUGAAAGUGAAAAGAACCUUGCUGCAGACUAUUAUUAUAGUGAAUUGAUGGAUACCAUAAGGCGAUUAGAAGAAGACAGGCAUAACAGUGAAAUAAGCUGGGGAGAAGGAGGGGAGUGGGGUUUCAGAUCUAGGUCUAGAAAUAGAAAAAAAGCUGUUACAGUUUCUGGACCUUAUAUAGUGUAUAUGCUCAAACCACAGGAUAUUUUGGAAGACUGGACUGUUAUUCGAAAAGCCCUCAAGAGGACUUCUUGACAAUAUUCUAGUUCCCUCAUUUUGUCAUAAAAAAUGCUAAUUUAUGAAUUUGAAACUGUAUUCACCAUUAUUCACCCAAUCCUGUAAUUGAAAAGUGAUAUCAUAAUUGAAUGAGUAUUGAGUACUUAAAUGUAAUCAUAAUAAAAUGUAACUU
Molecule: messenger RNA, 1095 nt
Organism: Phaedon cochleariae (mustard beetle)
Lineage: Eukaryota; Metazoa; Arthropoda; Insecta; Coleoptera; Chrysomelidae
Source: the annotation of a GenBank genome assembly